AAGAAGAAGAAGAAGAAAGAAAGAAAGAAAGAAAGAAAGAAAGAAAGGAAGAGAGAAGAAGAAGAAUUAGAGGAGGAGAAGGAGGAAGAGAGAGAAGAAGAGAUAGAGGAGAAGAAGAGAGAGAAGAAGAAGAAGAAGAAGAAGAAGAAGAAGAAGAAGGAGGAAGACGAAGGAGAGAAGGAGGAGGAGAAGAAGAAGAAUGACGCCGAGCCCGUGGUGCAAUUAUAG
Molecule: messenger RNA, 228 nt
Organism: Dibothriocephalus latus
Lineage: Eukaryota; Metazoa; Platyhelminthes; Cestoda; Diphyllobothriidea; Diphyllobothriidae
Source: the annotation of a GenBank genome assembly